AUGAAGAUGAUGAUGUUGAAGCGGUCCUUAUCAAGCACCGUUGUGUUGUUUUCGCUUGUAGUUGUCUUGUUGGCAUCUUCCACCAAUGGCUUCCGCCAUGGUCGCUCCCUGCAACCGGUAUUGACGCCCAGCCUGAAUGUAGAAAGGAGUCUUUCGUCGUCGAAAUCCAGCACCAGCUGGCCAGCGAGAAAACUGCCGCCUCAGAGCACCGCCCAAACAGCUUGUCUGAAUCUGCGAGGAGGCAGUGUUUCUGGGAUCUUGACUGUCUUGGUGAAGACCGCCAUUCAGAAUCCGGUCCUGGUUUUGCUCAUGCUCUCUUCUACCUUGGUAUCCGUUUACAAAGAGCAGGUCCCAUACCCAAAACAGAUACAAUCCUUUAUUCAGAUGUGUAUUGUCGGCUAUGUCUUCUACUUGCUGGUUCAAUGGCAGAAAAUGCAGCAAGAUGCAGCCGAAGAAUCAUAG
Messenger RNA from Seminavis robusta, 462 nucleotides. NCBI's taxonomy places the organism in Eukaryota, Bacillariophyta, Bacillariophyceae, Naviculales, Naviculaceae. The record is from the annotation of a GenBank genome assembly.